CCCGAGCGCGCUGUUACCCGCAGGAAGCCGGGGGAGACGGGGCCCGCAGCGGGAAGCGGCAGAGGGCGGCGGAGCCUGCCCCGCGCGCCCGGGGCGGCAGCGGCAGGGGGCGCGGACGAAGUGAGCUUGGGUCCCACUCGAGCUCGGGCCCCGGACCCGGCCUGGUGGGCCAGGCCCCCGAGCCGGCGUUCCACCGGCCUGAGGCGCGCAGGGCGGACGCAUGGCCUCGCCGUGCCUGCCUGCGGGGGCCCCCCCGGGCGACAGCGGCGGAGAGCUGAGCUCGGGGGACGACUCCGGGGAUGUGGAGUCCCUCCCGAGCCCCGAGCCCGCGGCGUCCCGGAGCCUGGCCGAGCUGUUUGAGAAGGCCGCGGCGCGCCUCCAGGGCCUGGUUCAGGUGGCCAGCCGGGAGCAGCUCCUGUACCUGUACGCCAGGUACAAGCAGGUCAAAGUUGGGAAUUGCAAUACUCCUAAACCAGGCUUCUUUGAUUUUGAAGGAAAGCAAAAAUGGGAAGCCUGGAAAGCCCUUGGUGAUUCAAGCCCCAGCCAGGCAAUGCAGGAGUAUAUCGCAGUGGUUAAGAAAUUGGAUCCAGGCUGGAAUCCUCAGUCACCAGAGAAGAAAGGAAAAGAAGCAAAUACUGGUUUUGGUGGGCCAGUUGUUAGUUCUCUGUAUCAAGAAGAAAUCAUCAGGGAAGAAGACAAAAACAUAUUUGAUUACUGCAGGGAAAACAACAUUGACCAUAUAAGCAAAGUCAUCAAAUCGAAAAAUGUGGAUGUGAAUAUGAAAGAUGAAGAGGGCAGAGCUCUACUCCAUUGGGCAUGUGAUCGAGGACAUAAAGAACUAGUCACAGUCUUGCUACAAUAUAGAGCUGAUAUUAACUGUCAGGACAAUGAAGGUCAAACAGCUCUGCAUUAUGCUGCUGCCUGUGAAUUUUUGGAUAUCGUGGAGCUGCUGCUCCAGUCUGGCGCUGACCCCACUCUCCGAGACCAGGACGGCUGCCUGCCAGAGGAGGUGACAGGUUGCAAAGCGGUUUCUUUGGUGUUGCAGCGGCACAUGACUGGCAAGGCUUAAUCAAAAGACUGGAAAACCACAGUCUGUAACAGCAUAGGGCUUGAAUGAUGAAAGAAAACUGCAAAAAUAAUACUUCUUUUACCACCCAUCUUUGGUAUACAUUGACUAAUAAAAUCAGUUCUGAGGAACUUGGA
Molecule: messenger RNA, 1203 nt
Organism: Ceratotherium simum simum (southern white rhinoceros)
Lineage: Eukaryota; Metazoa; Chordata; Mammalia; Perissodactyla; Rhinocerotidae
Gene: ACBD6
Product: acyl-CoA binding domain containing 6
Molecular function (GO): fatty-acyl-CoA binding; protein binding
Source: RefSeq, a predicted model, not a curated record